AGUGACGUCUUUAUGAAAGAUAGAGACAGUUUAGAAAACGAAAAAGGAUUUUCGUGGAGUUGACGAUCGCAAAUAUCUGUCCUCCCGAAAAUAAAGAAAUCAGUAAUAUUUCUGAAAAAAUAUGAGCGCAAUCCUUGGAUGAUUAUCUGGAAAUUACGAGUGAUUUAAUAUCUGAUUGUGGGAGGUCAGUGAGUGCAUCAUGAGUUAUUUAUCUUCAAAGUUCGGACUCUUAAAUGGAGCUGUCUCCAUCACUUUGAUACUUCUGGCUUUCAUCAUUGGACAAACAGCCUCAGAAGACGACUACUGUUCACAGAGUGAGAUAAUAGUUUCGUCGAUCAAAGACCGUGUGAUGACAGACUCAUCUAACCGAAUUGUCUUAAUCGACGACGCCGUCACUGAAUGCUAUGGAAGGAUUGGGCGUUGGAUCUACUACAGUACGACCAACCAGCCUUUUAAACCUGGCGUGUGGCGAUGGCAGUCCGGAAACUAUUGGAAACUCGUCGGCGAAAAUACGAUCCCGGGAACGACCGGCGGAUACACCAUCUACGAUGUCGACGCAGCAGAUAAGAUCCACUUUCAACCGGGAGACAAGAUCGGGUUCCGUUUUUCGAGUCCCGCGCUCAACUACGACAAGGGGUUCGAUGCCGUGUCCUACCGGUACGCCGGGAUCAGUGACUACGGCACCGCCCACAACCCUGGUCAUGUGUAUACCGUCAGUUCUACCGAUACCAAGGCCUAUUCUAUCAAAGCCGUGUUUGACGAUGAAGAUUUUACAUUUGAUUGUGCAUCUGAAACCCAUGGCCCUGCUAUAGGUGCAAGGUCAAGCAAUGAUGGCGGAAAUUACGUCAUGGUCAUGACCAGCCUACCAUUCGAGUGUUAUGGCCAGGUCAAAGGGUGGAAAUAUUAUGCAGCGGGUGCCAAUGGCGGGUUUAGACCUGGUAUUUACCGUCCUGUCGAGGGUUCUUCAACCCAGUUUACCCUCAUCAGUGAGACUAACAUACCAUCUGGUCAUCGAAUAAAUGAAGAGGUAACGCAUCUGAUUGAAGAUGAAUCCGAGUGGUUGACCUUUAACCCUGGUGAUAUGUUAGGAUGGAGAUGGAACAGCGCCGGAGCAAGGAUUCGAUGGACCAGUAGCGGGACGGAGAUAAUCAAUAUGAAAUAUUCAGGGCAUGAUGAUAAUGCUUACAACAGCUAUGUCGUUGGAGAUACCUUCACGGUCAGCAGUGACUUGAAUAGGGCGUAUUCACUUCAAGCUGUGCUUUCACCGUUUGGCUACAAGGGAUGUUACCCUGACAACGUAGCACAGCGUGAGAUGGGAGUAUCUGCCGGUCAUUUCUCUCUUACCGAGAUGACCAGGAUUAAAUGUAUCUCGUCCUGUGGUCAUUUAGCAUAUCCGUAUGCUGGUGUCCAACAAGGCAACCUGUGUUUCUGCAGUAAUUCCUACGGUGACUAUGGGUUUGGUAACUCCACCCUAUGCGAUAAUUCCUGUGCGGGUAACUCAUACUUCACCUGCGGUGGAUUUCUCUAUAAUCAGAUCUUCACCACUCCAAAGGUCGUCAAAGGAUACACCCUUGAUUCUCUUGAUCUUCAAGUAACUUACGAAUCUGUAGACCUAUUUGGUAAUAUAACCCGUGGAACUGGUGUGACGUAUAGUUUUGAUUAUGGUGAUGGAUUCUCUGACACUGGGCUUGACAGCGGAAUAUACUCACAUAGUUACAGUGAGCCCCGUUCAUAUCUCCUGACCGGAACAGCCACCGAUCUUUGGCUGAAUCAAGAGUCUCAAAAGAUCAUUGUUACCAUGGAAACGAAUCUUACAUCAGUGAUUGUAGACUGUCCCCCAGCUGUGGAAUAUAACACCGUGUUUGGAUGCAAGUUCUGGGUUUUCCAGGGAACCAAUAUGACAGCUCAGGUUGAUUUUGGAGAUGAUCGGGUCGUAACCUUUGAUAUCCAAGAUGCUGAAACGCUGUCUUACGGGGACAUGGUUGAACACAAUAUCGACCUGAAUAAUCAACCAACAAGCCGUGUCUUCCUAAAACCCAAUCAUUACUUCAAACGAGAUGGCUACCUGGUUGCUUGGGAAUUCGACGCCAUUUCUACUGGAACUAUUUAUUUACAGGUAUACCGCCCAAAAUGCGAUGACACGUAUGCAUUCUGCCUACGUACCUUCACCUGCAUCAAACAUUGGAUGAACUGCCAGGACCAUGAUAGUAUCUUUGCAAAGAGUUGUGGAGACACCGGGCGCUACAGUUUCGCGGCCCGUGACUGCAUCCAGAACUCUGACAAUAUGUUGGCUGGCGAGACAGUGUACACUAGUCUUCAACUCGACUAUGAUUUUGUUUCGGAAUAUACUUACAGCAUCACUGAAACUGGACGCAACUUCAUCAAAUUGGAUCCGGCAGACUAUGUUGAGGUCAAAGAGGGCGACAUCAUUGGUUGGUAUAAUUCCAAUCAAGGGAAACUUGCCUAUGUCGAUGCCGAUGCUGAGGUUGAUGGUUAUGAAAUCCUCCCCACAACUGCCAACUACGGUAGCCGUCUCUCCGGAAGCUACAUCGUCUACCAGUCUUCGGGUGCAUCUGCUCAUGCGUACAAGCACGCCCUGAAGGCUCACGUGGUGCGCCCAUCCAUGCUGCAUGUGUAUCAUAACUACUCGGAGGAGACCAACCGUAGAGAGGUCAGAUUGAGGGUCAAUAACACUCUCUCUGACUGGGUGAGCGAUAACCAGACCCUCAAGGUACAACAUGUCAUCAAGGAUGUGGUCAUUGUCGCAACCGAACUCGCUAUAACGACUGUGGAGGAGACGUUGAGUGUGGAACCUCACCCAGGUACUGAAGUCAGGUACUUGUGGCUACUAGGGAAUGGAGAUGAGAUCUUUACCAGGAAUACAACCAUCAAGUACACAUGGAAUGAUGAUGGAGUUUAUAACAUCACUGUCAUUGCUUACAAUGAUAUCAGUCGAGUCAUUGCUGAAAAAUUCAUUGUCCUUCAAGACACUGUAAAGCAGUUUGAAUGGAAGGACUCUGUUCCAGCGACCACCUGGGAUGACUACCCUGUCACACCAAAGAAGUUUGGUGCUGAAUCUGUCAUCAAUUUUGGAAUGUUCGAAGGCACCAAUGUGACUUUUGAAAUCAACAUCGGAGAUGGUAUAGUGCCUACAUUCUUCUUGAAGCAUGAUGAGGAACUCAACGUGUCUGCCUUGAUUCCUAACUAUGGACUGGAGGAUCGCAUGGAAGCCAUACAUGAAGGUUUAACUGCAAGUGUGGUGACCAUCUAUGAAUCAAUUGGCUACUAUCCUGUGACCAUCAACGCAUCUAACAGAGUCAGCUGGGCCACUAUCAAUACUACCGCUGUUGUACAGAUAGAAAUUACAAACUUCCGUCUAGUUGAACCGCCCCCGCUCAAGUUUGGGGAGUCAUCUCUUAUCGGUGUUCUGUUUGACACUGGAACCAACCUGUCGUUCUCUGGUGAUUUUGCAGACAAUGUCCUUGAUCUGACUAAUGCUUCACUGUACUACAUGAACGAUGCCAUAGGGGAAGGCUACAUUGUUAUCCCACCGGAUAAAUACAGCGAUCGUGGAUUCUACGACUUAUCCUUGACCACCUUGAACUUGGUCAGUGGACCCUUCACUGACGUUGUAACCGUCCAAGUGGAAUAUGCCAUCAAGGACUUGAUGAUGUGGGUCUCAGAAAUGUAUAUAAUGCCUCAUGAUUCGAUAUCAAUAGCCUUUGACAUGAAGGUAGGCUCUGACCUGACCAUGGUCAUGGACUUUGAUGAUGGUGAAUCAAAUACCUAUACCGAAAUUGAAAUGAGGCGUAGCUGGAGUGACCAGUACCUUGAGUGGCAUUCUUAUGAUGUUGCAGCAGAUUACAACGUCACGAUCCACUGUACAAGCGCUGUUAGUGACGAGCUGGUGUGGAUAUUGAUUAAAGUGCAGAACCCUGUAGAAAAUGUGGAGAUGACUUUCCAUUCCCCUGGUGUGAUUCCAUACCAGGAUAUUGGUACAAUCCUUUUUGAAUACGAGUACACCGGUGACCAGAGCACUCCUCCAACUGAUGCAAAUGUGGCGUAUGAGUUCACUCACAAGAUCAAGCCUGUAGAGGACUUUCCCAUUGCUGAAUACAACCCAGUUCAGCAGCAUAUGCCACUUGCCAAGAUGGGUCCUUAUUCUGUGUACAUCAACAUCUCCAACCUUGUGAGCUUCAUGAUUUUUGAGGCUGACAUAGAGAUGGAAAAACCGAUCCUGGACCUGGUGCUUGUUUGUCCAAAGCCUCAUAUCCGUGUAGGAGAGCAUGCAGAAAUUACAGCUUCCAUCAGCUGGGGUUCAAGAGUAACCUGGGAGUGGGACUUCAAGGAUGGGAGCAUUGUAGACAUUGACAUUGGAGGGAAGCGCACUCGUAAUCAUAAGUAUCGAGAGCCAGGAAUCUACCCAGUUUCGGUGAUAGCAACCAAUCUCUUGGGCAGUGAAACUUACUCUCUGAGUUCAGAUCCUGUCGUUGUCCAGUACCCAGUGAAGGGAUUUGAGUGGAUUGGACGGAGGCUGAACAGACUCUGGGUUGAAGAUAAAUACAGCUCAGUUCCCUUUCACCUGUACCAAGCUAAGGAUUUACCCUUUCCUACGACCGGCUACUACACAGUCGACUGGGGUGAUGGGUCAAUUCAGGAUGAGAAGUCGCUAACUCAGAAUGGAGCUGUCCGUAGCAGGAACACAGACUCUACCAACCAUAUCCUGACCGUGGAACAUGACUUUGACGAAUGGGGACAGUACAAUGUUACCAUUCGCAUGUGGAAUCUUGUGAGUGACAAGACCCAUGUCUUCACCAUUUAUAUUUAUGAGACUGUCACUCAGCUACAAAAGGAAGUCAGCUACAAUGAGUUGAUUAUUGAUGGUGACUACCUGUUUGGCAAUGACACAGAGAAUGACCAGGAAGGAUUUGGUACCCUGAUGAAUUACUUCCCAUUGGAGGAUGCAAUUAUUGUCAAAGCAACGCAUGCCUCAGGAACAGACCUGACCUACACCUGGGACUUCGGUGAUACCUUCCAUGUACCUGAUCCAACCACUGAAGCUCCAAGUACACAGACUCAGACCGUUACACCAUCUGGAACGACUACCCCAUUAAUGACCACAACAGAAGAACCUGUAAAUUGCACUUUCAUUCUUGAAGAUUGGGUACAAUUGGUGUUAGAUCGUUUGGAUGCCAGGGAUGAUGAUCUGCUGGCCUGUUCUGGUGGCUCCAUCAUCCUCACCCCUCCUCCUGUAACACCAGCAGUAACAUCAGCACCAACAUCACCACCACCUACUGUUAACUGUACCAAUGAUGGAAACAGUAGUGAGAGCUGUACAACAACAACACCUGCUCCUACCACAACAGCAGGUCCUACUCCUACACCCCAUUAUGCAUUAGAUGAGAACUGCACUGCCGCCAUCGUAAAGAGUCAAAAGUACAACUGCGAAGGUUUCAACGAAACAGCAAGAAAUGAUACUUGGUUCUUUGUGUCAAAUUACACUUAUUUCAUGAGUGAGAAUGCCACAAUCAUGUUGGAGAUGUUCAUUGACUUGGUUGGUGAAUCAAACUGUCUGAAUUCUGAAGUACUAACCUGGAUAGGUAGACAUUUUAUAAAGGAGAAUGUGUCUCUGGAUGUAAUGUUGUGUCCAGAUCCGUUACCAACAAAAGCGCCUACAGAACCUCCGUCUACUACCACACCUGCGACAACUGAGGUUCCAACAACAAGACCGCCCUAUGUCCUUCAAACCAGAGAACCUUAUGCAAUCUGGUGGUACGCCCAGCGUGGUGUGUACACCAUAACACUGAAUGUCUCUAACCCUGUUCACUGGGUGGAAGUCUCUAAGACUGUAGUCAUUCAGAGGAGUAUUGAAGAUCUUGUGUUGUCUGAUCACGGUCCACGGUCAAGAAAUACCACCAUUGAGUUUGAGCUAGACACAGGAAAUGUUGGCACGGAUGUGUGCUAUUUUGUGGACUUCAAAGAUGUCACAUCGGACUUUAAUCACCUUGCAUUCUGGGGCCAUCGGCAAACCUGUGAGGCACGCUAUCCACUAGAGUUCAAGGAUGAGUUCUUACGCUUUGAGGAAGUCAGCAAUGUGUACCUUGAAGGUCUUCUGUUCAGUGGACAGGAUCCCAAUAUCACACUCACCAAUGUGUUUCAGUCUGUCAACAAAUAUCGCAUCACGGUUGUUGCUCAUAACAUGGUUUCUACUCAAACUGUUUCUAUACCAACUGCUGUCACCAAGGCACCUUGCUACUAUCCAGAAGUAAAUGUGGCUGAACAGAACGGUUGCAACCAGUACUAUCCUUUCUGUGAUGAUGAUGGUAACAGGGAGUACUAUGCCUCAAAGGAUGUAACCGUCUAUGCUAAGGUGAAAAUCAACUGCACAUCGGUCAAAUACGCUUACUACACCUGGCGAGCAUUUGAAGUCAAUGAUGACGGAAGCGAGGAAGAGAUCUACGAUCUUGGGGACUCUGUCAUGUCGGGAUACACCCAGAGAGAAUUAGCCAUCAAGAAGUUUGUCCUUCCGUAUGGACUUUAUGCUUUCCAGCUCAACGUUUCUAUGUAUGGUGAACGUGGUGUGGAGACAAUUGAUAAGACCAGAAUCCGUGUGAAAGCUACACCUCUCAUAGCGAGAAUCACCGGAGGGUCGGAGAUCCGUGUCCGAUGGAACGACAAGGUUUAUAUGGAUGGCCUUUCAGGGACUGUAGACCCUGAUGUAGAUCCAAGUGAUAAGACUGGUAUUCGAUAUGUCUGGAUGUGUAGAAGAGAGCAUGAGGCUUUCCAGGAAUGGAAUGACGAUUACACCAAAUUGCUCAAUGAGGGUUACAAUGCCAAAGAUCCAUAUAUUGUAGAACCAAAUGACUAUGGAGGGUGCUUUGGUAGAUUUGGAUUCGACAGAGGAGGAAUCGGAAGUAUACUGAACUUCACUGAUGGCUCUUUCACUCUUGAUACGUUCUACAUGCAUGAAAACAUGACCUACUUCCUGAAGCUGAUCAUCUUCAAAGGAGAUCGUAUGGCAGUCGCGACGCAGGAGAUGCAGGUUGCUAGCGGCAACCCACCCAAGAUGGCUAUCACUUGCCGUACCAACUGUAAGACAAAGUUGAAUCCAACAAGUCGCUUUGCCCUGGAGUCUGCAGACUUAGAUGCUAGGAGAGGGCAAAUUCUGUAUUAUCGAUGGGAAAUCUUCAAACAAGAAUUCAAUCCUGUGUCGCUGGAAAAUGAAUUUGUCAUCGUCCCAAAGACAAGAUGGCUGCAAUUCGCUGGUACGGGAGAUUCAAACGCAAACAUUGCUAUCGACGCGGGUCCCUUUGAGGACCAGUCUACUUACAGAAUAAGAGUCUACGCUGCCAGAACUCCUUCACUGCAAAACUAUGGUCUCGCUUCUUAUGAUUUCAUCACCAACGAGCGUCCGGUCAUUGGAAACUGCUCUGCUGUCCCGCCGAACGGUACGGCCCUGGAGACAGAAUUCAACAUCGAAUGCCAGGAUUGGACCGACCCAGACAUGCCUCUCAACUAUCGCUAUGCUCAAAGGCUACAGGAAUCGGAAUCAUGGACCUGGUUAUAUAAUGGUGAGAGAGCUUUCAUGGAUACACCUACCGUGUUCCCACAAGGAUAUGAAGAGAAUAACUUUCAAGUCUUCUUACUGGUUCGGGUCACAGACUAUAUAGGAUCAUUUUCAGACUUACUCUUGACGGUAGAGGUUCGUCCUCCAAGUGUUAGCAAUGCAGAACAGAUGGAGAUGAUGCAGAAUAUGACAGGUGACGAUGGGGUCAUGUCAGAGGCCAUUGCUAACGGCGAUACCUCUACAGCAGCCAACAUCAUUGCUGCAUGCUCCGGUAUGCUCAACGUUGCUUCUUCUUCUUCUUCAUCAUCAACAUCCACUGAGGCCUAUACAGUUGCCAUGACAACCUUCGGUGCAGAUGUAACUGAGAUGACACCUGAGGAGCAGGAAGCAGCGAUGGCAGCUGCUCAGGCUGAGUUGGAUGCACAAGCGCGGCAUGAAGCUGAACAGAGACAAGCGAUGCGAGAUAGCAUGGUGGUAGCGAUGUCUUUAGCCAUUCCGAACACAGUAGGAGCGAUGAAGCAACUCUCAUCUGCUAUGGUCACUGCCACCUCAUCCACAGGAGAAGUCUCCACCUCUGCUGCUCAAGACACCCUGUCAACGACCACUCAGUUCAUGGGGCUCUUAUCAGAGAAAUCAGAUGAAGCUGGGGCCGAUGAGGUUGAAGAAAGCAGUAACGGCAUCCUCAAUAUGAUUGGUAAUGCUAUGAGUGGGGCCCAGAAUAAAGUUGCUGCAACUAAAGCUGCAGCAUCGGCUGUCACUGGCCAGCUUGACUACCUAUAUGCCACCGGAAUGCCUGAUCUUGAUGAUAUGGAAUCCGAUUAUUACUCCUCGGAUUCAUCUGAUCUGGAAGCACAAGCAGCCGCUGCAGCCGCGGAAGUCGAAGCAAUGAACCAACUGAGUCGUGAUAUGAGUUCUCAGAUGACCGGUGUUGUUGAUAACAUGAUGGGUACUAUCAAUGGGGGUAUGGUGACCGGUCAAGCCCCCGUGGCCAUAGCUUCUCCUGCAGUCAACAUCACAAUGGACAAGGCCUUCACUGCCAAUAUGGAUAAUAAACAAUAUGGAGCACAAUGUGGAUCUGGAUUUAAGCUUCCAAUGGCAGAGACUUUGUUUGGCAGUGGGAAUGGCUCCUCUUCAUCUGUAGAUGCUCAGUCUCUAAUGGAGAAGACCAACUCCAAGACCUGGUCCAACAACUCCAACACGGUCCAGGGCGAGACCGCAGCCCUAUCCUUCAACAAUGCUACUGGUGGGAAGCUGGAGAUCAAAGACCUUGCUGAACCUAUCGAGGUCUGGAUCCAACGAGCCGAGGACCAAAUUGAUGUGGACAGUCUAGUCACCAUCUACAAUGUCACCAAGCCUCAGAACGAGAGGAUGCUCUCUCAUGUCCUCAUGGCCCCCGGACAUGCUGCUCUUCACAUUGAAGCCAUCCCGUUAAACUGGAAUGGAACCAAGGCAGACAAUGUGACCCUUGAACUCUACAUCAGGAUGGGAAGACCCCCCUCUAUUGACAUAUAUGACUUCAAUUGCACCCUGCCGCACCCUAUUCCCUACCAGGGUAAUGGGACAGGUUGCGGAGAGCUGGAUUAUCCCGAUCCUGAUGUAUGCUUCCUCAGUAAUACUAUCUUAGACAGUUACUUUAAUGGAUCCACGGCCCACGUCUACGUGGGAGUCAAAUCAAUCGGAGGAGCCAAUGAGAGCUCUAUCGGGGAAUACCUGGGAGCGGAUGCUGAUAUCAACACAGCAUUCUGGCCUGUUCAUUACCGUAUCAGACCCUUCACAAGCAAGUGUCAGUUCUAUGAUGAGGAGAAUGAUGAUUGGGCCACAGAUGGUUGUGAGGUUGGUCCAAAUUCUCGUUUGCUGAACACCCAGUGUUUCUGCACCCAUUUGACCUCAUUCGGUGGUGGUUUUGAGGUCCCUAUGAACUCCAUUGACCUGUCUCAAUCAGCUUUCUCCAAACUCAAUGAGAAUCCUGUAGUCUUUGUCUUCAUGGUCUGCAUGUUUUCAGUCUAUCUUACCAUCGUCCUAUGGGCUUACAAGAAAGACCAGAGGGAUUUGGUCAAGGCUGGUGCAACCCCACUGAUUGAUAAUGACCCGAGAGAUCAUUACAGUUAUGAAAUCACUGUAUUCACUGGAAUGCGGUCUGGAGCAUCUACCACUGCCAAGGUCUCCCUGAUAAUAACGGGCGAGGCGGAGGAGUCGCGGCCCCGCCUCCUCAUCGACCCCAAACGACGUACCUUCCAGCGAGGCGGCAUCGACUCCUUCAUUAUGUCCGCACCCCGUCACCUUGGCAACCUGAUGCAUGUACGUAUCUGGCAUGACAACAGCGGCAAGUAUCCCUCCUGGGCACUGAGUAGACUGGUUAUCAAGGAUCUGGAGACUGACAAGAUGUAUUACUUUAUGUGUGAUCGCUGGCUAGCUGUGGAGGAAGAUGACGGACAGAUUGAGCGUGUGAUCCCUGUUGCUGGAAAGAGUGAACUGACUGGUUUUGGUUACCUGUUCUACAGCAAGACCCGUCGUAACCUGACCGACGGUCAUCUCUGGUUUUCGGUCUUUGCUCGUCCAGCCCGUAGCACCUUCACCCGCUGUCAGCGUGCUCUGUGCUGUCUGUCACUUCUGUUCUCAAGCAUGAUGGCUAAUAUUUUCUUCUAUGGCAUUGAUGUGACCAGUGGCUCAGGUGGUGGGUUUACCAUUGGUCCUAUCUCAGUCUCCAUCGCUGAGAUUACAGUGGGUGUGAUAAGCUCUCUGAUGGUGUUCCCUGCUAAUCUCAUCGUGGUGCAGAUGUUCCGCCUGUCAAAGCCCCCUCCAGAUCAGAUUAAUUGGUGUUGGAGGAGAAAGAAGAAGCCAGCCACUGAAGAUGCCCAGAAAACUCAAGAAGAGAUUGAGCAAGAUAAAAAAGAAAGGAUGGAUGAGAAAGCAGAGGAUGAGUUAGGAAGACAACUCGACUUCCUAAACACUGGAGAUGAUUCCAAGAGACUGCUUAAGUCAGCUAGAAGCCGCAACAUCAGAUUCCAGGAGGACAACAAAGAAAAGGAUGAAGAAGAGAAAGCUAAAGCAGAGGAAGAUGGUGAAAAGAAAUUUGAUGGAAAGAAAUCAGACGACGGUUUCCAUCUCGUUGCUGGCCUCAAGAAAACCGAUACGAAGAAGAAGAAGGAAAAGUUUGCAUUACCAUGGCAAUGUGCAUUUAUUGGCUGGAUUGUUGGAUAUGGAACAGUAGGCGUGGCCUUUUGGUUGACCGUUGAGGUGGCUGGAGGAUUUGGACCACAGAAGGCCACGGAAUGGCUCAAGUCUAUCUGCUUCUCUCUAUUUCAAGAUAUCCUCAUAUCACAGCCUAUAAAGGUGCUGUGCUUGGCCACGUUCUUUGCCCUGGUGAUCAAGAAACCUGACAAGGAGGACGAAUCCAAGUCUCCGGCUCUGAAGGAGGAUGAGGAGUUCAUCCAUGAGAGGUUGACAGAGGAUGAGCUGAAGGAUCCUGAGAAACUGGAGCAGCUGGAGCAGCAGAAACUACUGUGUCCUGUCAAACCUCCUGAUGAAGAUACAUUAGGAGAGAUGAGAGAAACAAGAUUCAAAGAGAUCCAGAUGAUGGAGAUCCUGAAGGAGAUAUCCGUGUACAUGUUCUACCUUUACAUCAUGUUCCUCAUCUCGUAUGGAAGUCGUGAUCAGAACAGCUUUGGUGUCCUGCAGUCCGUCACCAAUACCUUCUCAGGUGCCCAGUAUCACGGCAUCAGAACCCUAGAUAAUGUUGGUAGCAGAGCAAAUGCUUGGCAGUAUUUUGAGGAGACAUUGGUCCCAUCUCUUUAUCCUGGUAAUCACUACAAUGGCCAACCAGACCCAGCUCACACCCAGCAGAAGUUCAUCACAGACAGAGCUCAUGUACUCCUGGGUACAGCUCGUCUCAGACAAGUGCGCGUCUAUUCAGAUUCUUGCACAGUAGAGGAUAUCAUGCAGGUAGCCAUCAACAAAUGUACAGAUGAGUAUUCAGCCAUAGAUGAUGAUGAAGAUAGCUACCAUCCGGGUUGGCUACCAGUCAACUACAGUGACCCUAUGAACCUUCCCAACUGGGAUACUGAUCGUUAUUCAUAUCCAUGGAAGUAUCGAGGCUGGCUGGAGUUAGAUUCCUACCCUGCCAUGGCCGAGCAGUACAUCUACUAUGGCGGAGGGUUUACCGUUGAGCUUGGGAACAACUACGAGGACGAUAUGGCCAUGUUGGCGUAUCUCCAAGAUCUGAAAUGGAUUGACCAGCAAACCAGAGCUGUAUUCAUCGAGUUUACUGUCUACAACCCGACUACCAAUAUCCACAUCAUAAGCCUUUGUGUGAUUGAAUUCACGCCCACAGGUGGCGCACUGGCAACGAGCAAGUUCCAAACCAUGACUCUUGACCAUUACUACGGUCCAUUUGCUUACUUUGUCAUGGGAGGUGAAGUCAUCUUCGUGAUUCUUCAGCUUUAUUACACAAUUAGAGAAAUACGCAAGAUCAAGAAAGAGAAGAAAGCUUACUUCAAGAGUCCAUGGAAUAUUAUUGAGGUGGUCUCUAUAGGUCUAGCUUCUGGAGCUCUGACAUCCUACUUCUACCGACUCCUACAAGCCAACAGCUUGAUGAGCGACAUCAGAGAGAACUUCUCCCUCUUCCAUAACUUCCAAUACCUUGCUAUGUGGGACGAUAUUUAUACCACCAUGGUCGGUCUGCUACUCUUCAUAGCUACAAUCAAGUUUAUACGACUCUUGAGGUUCAAUAAGAACAUGCUUCUCCUCACUGAUACACUCACUGUGUUCGGAUAUGAAUUGGCUCUCUUCAUGAUCAUGUUUUUUGUUGUCUACCUGGGCUUCAGCUCCUUUGCCUUCCUUGUCUUCUACAAGCUUCGGGAUUAUUCCUCUUUCCUCAGAACCUUGGAGUCUCUCUUUGGCACUUUGCUUGGCAAGUUUGACUUUGUUGCUAUGUUAGAAAUUGAUCGGUAUCUAGGACCUCUCUUCUUCUUCCUCUACGUUGUGAUUGUCAUGUGGGUCAUGAUCAACAUGUUACUGGCCAUUGUCAACGAAUCGUUCGCGCUCGUCAAGGCCGCCAACCUGAACAAGAAGAAUGAGUUGGAGAUUGUUGACUUCAUGAUAGAUCGCUUUAAGAAGUUCACCGGCAUCAACAAGAAGCGUACGGAAGACCGCAAAGCCAAGAAGCAGGAAUACAUUGAAGGCAAGGAGCAGAUUGAGGUUGAAUGCGAUGAUCUCAAGUUCAAGCUUGAUGACAUGGUUGGUAAACUCAAUGACUUCAUCAAAGUUGAGAAGAGAAGCGACAGAGAAUUAUUCAGCAAGGAGAUUGAAGAAGAUGAUAAACCCAGAGUUAUCUAUCUGGGUUAAACAAUCACUCCCCAAAAAAUUCAAAUCUAUUUAUUCCAUCUUUUCAAACAUUCAGGAUAGACAAUUAAAACCUGUUUAUUCCAUUUUCAUACAUUUAUAUAAUAUACUUUAAAUGGUGAUGCAUUCUUCAGAUAUAUCUAACCUAAGCCUUGUUUCACAAAACCUGUCAUCAAUUAUUGUAUAUGCGGUAAUUGUUGCGAUAGUUUGAUUAUCUUGCAUUUUCUGCUUCAAUACUUGAAUGGAAACAUCGCAAAAGUCGCAAAAUAUACACCUCUUAAAAACCCCUAAAAAACAGUCCCCAACCGUGUAAAUAUCAAAUAUCCAUACACAAAAUGUAUGGCAUAUACAGCACAAAAUUCAUAAUAGUGUAGUAAUCUACUAAAAUACUACCACUUGAUUGGCUAAUCUGUCAUGGAUUUGUAGUAUUUUUAAUUGUUUUAUGAAACAUGGCCUUUGAUGAAUACAAUAGUCUAUUGUAAGAUCCUAUUGAUUUAUUACAAUAUUCUAACCUGAAAAUUUAUAUUGCACUAAAGACAUGGAUGUGAAGAUUUGAAUUAAAAUAUUUGAUAACAUUUGUUUGGAGUUACGGAUAUCAAAAGGAUUUGGUGUUUUCAUUACCAAUAUGGAAUCACCUUUUAGGUCAUGGAAACUGCGUUAUUGUAAUUCCUUAAGUCAAGUGUUUAUUGUUCAAUUAAUGUAAGAUGAUUUUGACUAUUCAUCUUUACUGGUGUAAUAAAUUAUGAAUAAUAUUCUGGUUAGUAGAACUUCCUAUAAUUUUUUGAUUAUCAAACAGUUAUGUCAAUUGGAUAUCUGGUUGAAAGUUUAGGAGAUGGUCAAAUGUUUAACUUCAAAGUAUAUUAUGAACCUCUUAUUCAUCUAAAGUGCAAAUCAUAUUUUCACAAAAUUGUAAGUUUACUUUUCAGAACCUUUUAUCCUAUUGUGUAUAUUAACCACUUUAGAAAUAUUCCAAGAAAACACUAUUUGUUUUUAAAUGUGAGCCAAAUAUUUAUUUUGUCAUUUAGCAAUUUUUUUAAGUCAAACUUCCAUAGGAAAUUUUGUCUUGAAAUAUUUUCAUGACGAUAUCACAUUUUGUGAUUGAUUAUGUGUCCAAAUGCUUAAUGCAUCAAAGAAAUUUAAUAAAUUACCCUGAAUUACCCCCAUA
Lytechinus pictus (painted urchin) is the source of this 14072-nucleotide messenger RNA. RefSeq lists its product as uncharacterized. Gene Ontology annotation, molecular function: protein binding; calcium ion binding; calcium channel activity. The record is from RefSeq and is a predicted model, not a curated record. Gene Ontology annotation, cellular component: membrane. The transcript is spliced from 51 exons. Bases 200 to 12910 code for a protein of 4236 amino acids. Gene Ontology annotation, biological process: detection of mechanical stimulus. NCBI's taxonomy places the organism in Eukaryota, Metazoa, Echinodermata, Echinoidea, Temnopleuroida, Toxopneustidae.